UCCCACCUCCUCUACCCACCAUGAUUCCCAUCUCCUUCCUUCUCCUCCUCCUCCUCCUCCUCCUCCCCCUCCCGAUAUGUGCCUUCCUUGCCACUCCCACCUCCCAAGCCCAGGAAUACCUCAAGCUCCGCCUACUCCGUAAGACCCCCCUCCCCUCCGCCCGCCAAGCUCUCGCCCUCGACUCCCUCCGCCUCUCCUCCUCCUCCUCCACCACCACCUCCUCCUCCGUCCCUGUCGUCUCCGGCGCCUCCUCCGGCGCCGGCCAGUACUUCGUCGACUUCCGCAUCGGCACUCCUCCCCAGCGCAUCCGCCUCGUCGCCGACACCGGCAGCGACCUCGUCUGGGCCCGCUGCUCCCCCUGCCGCGGCCCCUCCUGCUCCUCCCGCCACCCACCCGGCUCCGCCUUCCUCCCCCGCCUCUCCUCUUCCUUCGCCCCCUUCCACUGCUACGACCCCUCCUGCCGCCUCGUCCCCCACCCUCGCCAUUCCCCCCGCUGCCCCCGCUCCCGCAUCCACUCCCCCUGCCGCUUCCGCUACUCCUACUCCGACCGCUCCUCCGCCACCGGAUUCUUCUCCCGCGAGACCGCCACCCUCAACGCCAGCUCCGGCCGCCCAGCCCGCCUCCCCGCCCUCCCCUUGGGCUGCGCCUUCAACGUCUCCACCGGCCCCAGCUUCGGCGCCGCCCGCGGUGUCCUCGGCCUCGGCCGCGGCCCCAUCUCCUUCCCCUCCCACGCCGCUCCCCGCUUCGGCGCCGCCUUCUCCUACUGCCUUCCGGACUACACCCUCUCCCCUCCCCCCACCAGCUACCUUCUCGUCGGCGCCGCCCCUCGCCACCGCCACCAAAACCUCUCCUUCACCCCUCUCCUCUCCAACCCACUUUCCCCUACCUUCUAUUACAUCCGCAUCCUCUCCGCCUCCGUCGACGCCACUCUGCUUCCGAUCGACCCUUCCGUUUGGGCUCUCGACCCCACCUCCGGCGCCGGCGGCACCGUCAUCGACUCCGGCACCACCCUCUCAUUCCUCCCCGCCCCCGCUUACGUCCAGAUCCUCCGCGCAAUGACCAGCCGCCUCCCACGCGCCGCCAUCGCCGGCGGCCCGCCGGGUUUCGACCUCUGCGUCAACGCCUCCGGCGGGGGGGUCCGCCUACCGAGGCUGGGCUUCCGCCUUCUCGGCGGGGCGGAGCUGGCCCCGCCGCCGGAAAACUACUUCAUCGACACGGCCGAGGGGGUUCGCUGCCUCGGGCUCCAGCCGGUGAGUCGGACCGGCCCAGGGUUCGGCGUCAUCGGCAACCUCAUGCAGCAAGGCUUCCUCUUCGUCUUCGACCUCGACCGCGCCACCUCCCGCCUCGGUUUCUCCCGGACCGGUUGCAUUGACUGAACCCGGCCCAACCCCAACCCGACCCCGGCCCGACCAAUCUCUUGAUCAUUUUAAAUUAUUCUUCAAUUUAUAUAUAUAUAUAUAAAUGGUCGAUGCCGUAGGGCUUCCCAAGAAGUGAUCUUGGGAGGGAUGGGUGCGUGUCAGGGGGAUUGGAGCUGGCCACCUUUUGGGGUUCUUUUUAUUUAACUUUGUUGCCAUUGGAUUCCUCUUCUUGGAGAGACAAAGAAAGGAUUAAAAAAAAAAAAGGGAAAGGAAAGGAGAAGGGAGAAAGGAGGGCAAGUAAGCUUGUUGUGUACUGGAGUGAGAGGAGUCACGAGAUGGGGAACUUGGAGCAGACAGGGACAGCGAGGGCUUAUUGUUUGUUUUUAUUAUUUCUAGUUUCUUCCUUUUUAUCUCCCUUUUAACUUCUUGCAGGAAUUGGGAACAUUCUUGCAUGGUGUCAUCCAAUGGGCUUUGAUGAGAGUGUGUGGGAAAGAUAGGUGGGUCUUUGGUGUGUGUCUGUCUGCGUUCCUGUUCAUUGAUUCUUUACUUCUUUUGUGUGCUUGUGGAAUGGAGGUGAGCUUGUGACCAAAAGGACAGGAAAGAUGAUGACACCUAUCCUUGAUUCCCUGUAGAUGUGGAAUGGUAAUUAAUGGCUGCAUCUGUACCCUUUUCUUGGC
Elaeis guineensis (African oil palm) is the source of this 2035-nucleotide messenger RNA. Its product is annotated as aspartic proteinase NANA, chloroplast. The record is from RefSeq and is a predicted model, not a curated record. Gene Ontology annotation, molecular function: aspartic-type endopeptidase activity. Lineage: Eukaryota; Viridiplantae; Streptophyta; Magnoliopsida; Arecales; Arecaceae. Gene Ontology annotation, biological process: proteolysis.